UUUUAUCACAAAUAAAUAAACAAAUAGUGUUGAAAUAUACAUUGUCAACGAAAACAAAGUAGCAUAUACAUACUUACUGGUUAUAUACGCGAUAAGGAUUAAUGUUUGACCUUAACUAUUAAGAAAAGUCCAUAUUUAACACAGAACGUUAGUCUUAGUUUAUGAUUAGUGUAUAAGUUUAUAGGAAGGAUAUUUCCUGCAUCAAAGAUUAGCUAAACGCACUAGAGCAUCAGCAAAAGAGUCAUAUGACACACUGAUAAAGAAGGCAAAAAUGGCAUCAGCAAAACCUCAUCCUUUGGAAGAGCUGCAAGCCAUAUCACAACAAAUAGGUCAUGAUCUUGACACUGUGGAGUUUGCACGGCAUAUGGACUCUAUAGACCCGUUGAGGUAUCUAAGACAAGAAUUUUGCUAUCCAAAGAUGAAAACUCUAGGUUCAGUGGAUCAAACUUUGGUAGACCCUGAUGAAGAUUGUGUGUAUUUCUGUGGUAACUCACUGGGUAUAUGUCCAAAGAAGACGAGAGAAUACUUGAACAUUGAAGUAGAUAAAUGGGAGAAAACGGCAUUAGAAGGACACACAAAUGGUGAUUUACCAUGGGCUUGGUGUGAUGAAGGUUUGGAUGACAAGAUGGCUACAAUUGUUGGUGCUAAACCUGGUGAAGUGAGCAUUAUGAAUGGAUUGACUGUUAAUCUUCAUUUACUUUUGAUAUCAUUUUAUAGACCAACUCCAGCACGAUUUAAGAUAUUGAUGGAAGGACACGCUUUUCCAUCCGACCAUUACGCUGUUGAAAGUCAAAUAAAAUUAAAGGGCUAUAACCCCGAUACUGCCAUGAUACUAAUGGAACCAAGGGAGGGUGAGCACAUUUUAAGGAAGGAGGAUAUAUUAAAGGUUAUAGAAGAACAGGGUAAUUCUAUAGCACUAGUGUGUUUAAGUGGUGUACAGUAUUACACAGGACAAAAGUUUGACAUGCAAACAAUAACGCAGGCUGCACAGGAAAAGGGUUGUGUUGUUGGAUGGGACCUAGCUCAUGCUGUUGGCAAUGUAGAAAUAAAACUACAUGACUGGAAUGUGGACUUUGCUUGCUGGUGUACAUAUAAAUAUCUAAACUGUGGUGCUGGUUGCCUUGCGGGACUAUAUAUACAUGAGAGACAUUAUAAUAAUGAUUACCCUCGUCUAACUGGCUGGUGGGGACAUCAGCUCUCUACCAGGUUUGAAAUGGACAACAAGUUCAGUCCGUACCCAGGAGCUAAAGGUUACAGGUUGAGUAACACACCUGGUUUUCUGUGCCCUCCAAUUAAAGCUAGUUUAGAGAUAUUUGAGAAAACGUCAAUCAAAGAGUUGACAGAAAAGUGUCGUUUGUUGACGGGGUACUUAGAGGCUAGAAUCAUACGUCAAUAUGGUUACCCUGAUACAAAUACUUCAGUUAAAAAUGGAACAGAUGUAGGCAAUGGAGACAGUAAUGAUGGUCCAGCAAAACAUGUUUAUGUAGAAAUUCUUACACCUUCUGAUCUGUCUCAGCGAGGUGCUCAACUUUCCUUGUCAUUUUCUGUCAAUAUAACACAGGUGUUUAAAGAACUUAUGAAACGUGGAGUUGUGUGUGAUGAGAGGAAACCAAAAGUUAUACGUAUCGCUCCAGCACCGCUAUACUGCUCGUUUGAGGACGUUCACAGAUUUAUGAGAUAUCUUGAUGAGGCCCUUCAUGCAGCACAUGCUUUAGAAUAAUAAAUAGAGAUAUCUCAAUAUCUUCAAUAUAUCAUUUCCACAAAUAUUGCCUAACUCAUCUUCUAUCUUUGUUACACAAAUUCUCAACCAGUGAAACUUUUUUUGUAUGAUGGAACUAGGAAUUGAUAUUUUAAAUACAAUGUAGUUUUUUUAUUCAUUUAAUGUAAAUGAAGAGAGGAUUUUAUCAGCUAGAAAACAUCUCAUUUAUCAGCUGAUGCUACAUGUAUGUAGAAACAAAUGUAUAUAAAUUGCUAUCAUUGUAAUUUGUCAUUUGGUUGAUGAGAGUAUGUCAGUAUACAAAUGUAUAUAUACAUAUAGAGAAUGAAAAAAGAGGAGUUUAAUUAAUUUUAGUGCAUAUGAAAUGUAUCUCAUUAACCCUUACAAUGAUCAAUAUCUUAAGUAUCUCGUCAAGUCUCCCAUUUUUCAAUCUCCUCAAUUUUAGGGCACAGAUGUAUGGGCUGAUCUUAGUCAACAGUGUUUGCAUAGCCAGCAGUUUAUCCAUUAAAUUAUGUCUCUUAAAACACAGUAUCAUUCAUAUGUAUUUUCCUUGGAUGAACCGCUUUCAAAAUAUUCCAUUCCUGAAGAACUCUGGUUGCCAUAGUGACCAAAAGAAAAAACUUGAAACACUUCUUAUUGAUAUGAAUAAAGAGAAAACUGUUAGGAUUUGGUUUUAUUUUUUCAAAUUACUUUGAUUCAAUAAAAUUACUGCUGCUAGACGUGUCUCUCUGUAUGUAUAUAGAAAAACAACAACAAAGUUUGUAUCUCAAAAACUAUUCAAGGAAGUAGGUUAAAACUUUACACACUUGUUCUCUGCGAUUAUCCAACAUCAUGGACAUAGGUCCCAUAACUCUAAGUUGCCUUCUAACAGAGUUAUGCCCCUUCUACCAGUAGUUGAAUCCUGUCUUAUUGACAGCUCUCCUUUUGAGGAGGUAAAGUGUUGUCACAAUGUGGUCCUUUUUUGUGUUUGAACUUACUAUUAUUAUCAUAAUUGUCCUGAAAGCUUGCAGAAUUAUGCCAAGGCAUUUUUAUAAUUAGCAGUAACUAAUGUUGCAACCUUUUUGAUAACAUUUACCCAGUAGUAAAUUAUAUCUUGUCUUGAUUAUUGGCUUCUUGCUUUCAGAAUUUUGAUAUUGAAGUAUCUUAAAUUGAAGAUAAUAUGACACUAGGACAUGUUGAUUUCAGUCUGAGAUAUGUUAAAUAAUAGUACAUUAUCCCAAUCAGGGCUAUACAAAUGUAUUGCAUUUCAAUUUUUGCAUUUAUGCAACAUAUGUCAAUUGUAUACAAUGGGUAGGGGCAAUUUAAAGUAUAUUUUUUUGUGUUUGCAUUUUUGUACAUUUAACAGUGCUUUUGUUUUCCUUUACAAGAUAGAUUAAUAUUAUGUUAUUAUAAUAUAUGUUAAUAUUUAACAAUAAAGAGAACACUCAAAUACA
This is a messenger RNA of Ruditapes philippinarum (Manila clam), 3150 nucleotides long. RefSeq names its product kynureninase-like. Gene Ontology annotation, molecular function: pyridoxal phosphate binding; kynureninase activity. Bases 272 to 1720 code for a protein of 482 amino acids. NCBI's taxonomy places the organism in Eukaryota, Metazoa, Mollusca, Bivalvia, Venerida, Veneridae. Gene Ontology annotation, cellular component: cytoplasm. The transcript has 13 exons. The record is from RefSeq and is a predicted model, not a curated record. Gene Ontology annotation, biological process: NAD+ biosynthetic process.